Portunus trituberculatus (swimming crab) is the source of this 3329-nucleotide messenger RNA. RefSeq names its product putative leucine-rich repeat-containing protein DDB_G0290503. The coding region runs from base 1 to 3138 and encodes 1045 amino acids. Gene Ontology annotation, molecular function: DNA-binding transcription factor activity. Gene Ontology annotation, biological process: regulation of DNA-templated transcription. The record is from RefSeq and is a predicted model, not a curated record. The transcript is spliced from 21 exons. NCBI's taxonomy places the organism in Eukaryota, Metazoa, Arthropoda, Malacostraca, Decapoda, Portunidae.
AUGACCCACGCCAGGGUUGACACUAGAUCGAGUGACUCCACGCCCGACGCCCGACGAUCUGCCAGUGUCAGUGUCAGUAAGCAAGAAAGGUUGGGAGAGCUUUGCUGGUGUCGCACCACGGCCACCCGUGACCUUCAAGAGGACGUCCACCAACAGCAGCAGGCCUCGGAAGCCAUGUCAGAAGGAAAAGAGAGAAUGAUGUCCAAUGCUGCCACACCUCCGGCCACCCAAUCCAGAGUUAAAGAUUCAAGAAUAAUGGGAAAGGAAGAAAUUGCUGAUAUCCGAAAUCAGCUGCAAAAUGAAGCUGAGAACAUUGCUUGCUGGAAGGCUUCUACAGAAAUCAAGGCAAAAAACAUGGAGCGAGAACUGCAGGAAAAGCAGAAUAUCAUCGAUGACCAGCGUAGGAACCUGAUGGAGCUGCAGCUGCAUUCAGAGCACCUGUCUCAGUCUCUCUUCCAGGAGCGGCAGGAGCGGAAACUAGUUGCUGAUAAAGUAGGACACACUCGUCAGUUGUUCUUAAGCUUACAAGAACAACAUAAGAAAUUGUCUGAGACUGUCUCUUGUUUUCAAAGUAUUAAGGAUGAGAUACAAAUGAAACGUGAUUUUUUUAUAGAGGAGCUAAAAAAACUCAACGAAAACUUUAAACAGCAAAAGGAUACCAUAGAAAAACUUACAUUAGAAGCUAAAGAAAAUGCUCACAAUUUUGAAAAGGUAAGAGAAUCAUUGAAAAGAAGUAUUAUGAAAAAAGAUCAAGAAUUAGAAGAACUGAAUGUUCAAGUGGAAGACCUAAAAUCUGAGAAACAAAAUUUGGCUGAAAGUUUGGAAAGCACAACAAGCAACCUUUCUUCUGUGCAAAAUGAGAAGACACAGUUGUGCUCUCAGCUUGAUGAAGUGAGGAUUUCUUUACUCAAGGCUGAAGAGCAGUUCAAACUACAAUAUGAAAAAUUAUCUGAGCAGAUUACAAGAGCAGAUGAAGAACUGAAGCUUGAACAUGAACAACUGGUGGAAAGAACAAAAGAAUUUCAGGAAGCUGCAGAAAAAAUACAAUAUUUGAAAAAGGCAAAUGACACUCUGGAAGGAGCCAACAGUGAGCUGAUAGAGAGAGUAACAGCUCUGGCUGCUCGUAAACAAGGACUAGAGGAGGAGAUCAUCUACAAGGAAAAUAUCAAUCAAACUCUUCAGUCAGAUCAAGAGAGAUCUGUAAAAGAAAUAAACGAACUGAACGGGAAAGUCAGUGAAAUGUGUUCUCAGCUGUCUAUUGUUGAAAAUCAUAGAGAAAGCCUUGAGCAAGAAAGAAACAAGCUAGCAGAGAAAUUUCAGACCACAAAAAAAAAGUUGUUGAAAAAGAAAAACCUUUUGGAGCAGUUUAAGGAACAGGUUAUGACCCUCGAAAGUGAUCUAGAAGCUAAGAAAACUGCACUGAUGCAUGUGGAAGAGGAAAAUAAAAAAAAAGAGGAAAUUAUCCAUAAUUUAGAAGUUUCCCUGAAUGAAAGCAAGAAAGACAAUAUUACUUGUAAUGAAACCUUGCAAGAGAUGGAACAGAAAAUUUCUCUUGCUGAGCAUCAUGAAGCUCAAUUUAUAGAAGAGAAGAAAAAAACGGAGGAAGAGCUAAAAAAAGUCAGUUCAGAUUUGAAGGCAAAAGACCAGGAGUGUGAAGAUCUCUUGGCAACAAUAAAGGAGCUGAAAGGAGUAAUAAAGACUACUGAAAAAGAAUGUGAAGCAAAAAUUAAGAAUGUUUCUUCAGAGACAAAAUCAAGAAGGAUUUUAGAACAAAAAAUCCAUGGACUAGAAGAAAAACUAAAGAAAGCUGCAAAUAAUGCUGAAAAUCAAGAAACUGAACUAGAAAAGGUUAAAAUUGUAGUAACUGAAAAGGAAAAGGAGUUGGAGGAACUUAAAAAAUCUUUAGAUCAGUGUUUCUGUGAAAAGCAAGAAAUCCAGUAUAGAUAUGAAACCAAAGAUCAAUCAUUUCAAACUUAUAAAAAUCAUACUAAUUCAAACUUGGAAACACUCAAAGCUGAACUUGAUCUUACUAAAGAAAUGCUAGAAAAAAAUAAAGGUGAACAUGAGCAACGAGUACAUAAGCUUCAAGAAGAAUUAGAGGAAGCAAAGAAAACUUUGAAUUCGUCAGAGGCCGCUCACAAAAUUAAACUUCAAGGAAUUGAAAAAACUCUCCUUUACCAAAAUAACAUCACUGUGGAGCAACAUACGGAGGAGGUUGCUUCUUUGGAGGCAAAGAUAGAGAUUAUGACAAAGGAACUGAAACAAGUUAAAGAGGAGGCCAGCAUUGUCACCAAGGAGAAACUAAACAUAAAAUUAGAAUCAGACAACAAAGUAAAGGAAAUGAGUGAUCUUUUAGAUAAAUAUAAAACUGACAAGGAGACCAAACUAAAAAUAGCUGAGGAAGAGCUCCAGAAGAGCCAGUCACAAAAUACACAGCUUAUGAAGGAGAAGAAUGAACUGCUGGCCAAAAUCAAGGCACAAAUCAACAACUGUAAUGCAAAUGAAAAAGUGAAAGUUGCCAUAACACAGGCCAUGAAAAAUGAAGUUGAAAAAGUCUCCAUACCUCCAACAAUGAGCCCUAACAUUAAAACUCCCAGUCCUGAAUCAUAUUUAGAUAUCAUGAACACAUUUGCUAAACCUAGCAUUCCCUUGGCACCCAGAAGUAUCAUUAAACCUGAAGCUGACAAAGUGCAGCAUGGAAAACCAGUGUCCAGUAUCCUAAAAACAAGCCGACGUACCCUGCUGCCUCCAGAAUUCCAGAAACGUGUAGUAUUUAAGCCACUUACAUCCACCAGAGACUAUACUUCUGGAGAGUCAAGCUCAGAUGCUUAUGCAUUAGAGGCUGCUGAUAGUGAUGAGUCAUUUGAGGAAAUAAGGCGAGUCAGAAGAUAUCCAAACAUUAGACCAGAAAUAGUACCAAGAGCCAGUGUUGCUCCUUUCCUUCCUAAGAUCACUACCCCUCAGAAAAUCCCGUCGUCUCACAAUGAACAUAACAUGAAUAAUGAGGUAAACAGAGGUCCACCAGCGAACUCCUCAAAGAGAAAGCGGGGAAGGAGUGAUCAACAAAAACUGAAUUUGAAGACAUAUAGUGCUGUUAGUCCAAAGAAUAAGCAACAGAAAAUGCCACAGAAAUUAUAGGAAUCACACUACAUCUAAUUGAAUGAAAUUCUUAGAUUCCAUGAAGACUAGGAGAUUGUGAUUUAAAGUUUCUUAAUUGAAGCACAAAAUGUGCUUACUCUUGCAAAUGUUAGAGAUGUUAUAGUAACAUUUACAUUUCCUUACUAAUAGUGUUCAAAUAUUUCAGUAAUCUUUAAAUACAUUGAUGGAAU